AUGACUUCGCUUUGGGGGCGCCUUCUGCCCCCUUUGGGGAGCGUCGCCCUUCUCUUGCUGCUGGUGGGGAGCUCCGGCUCCUCCUCCUCCCAUUCCAUGCGCUACUUUUACACGGCCCUGUCUGAGGCUGGCCAGGGGCUGCCGCAGUUCAUCUCAGUGGGCUACGUGGACGAGCAGCCCUUCACCAAGUAUGACAGCAUCACGAGGAGACAUGUGCCUCAAGUCCCCUGGAUGGAGAAGGUCGGGAAGGAGGAUCCCCAGUACUGGGAAACUCAGACCCAGAUUGCACAGGGCAAUGAGGCUGUGUUCCGGGUGGCCCUGGUGACGCUGCGGGAUCGCUUCCACCAGAAGAACAGCACAGGGCUCCACACCUGGCAGGUGAUGUACGGCUGCGAGGUGGGGCCGGACGGGCGGCUCAUCGGGGGGCAUGUCCAGGAUGCCUACGACGGGGAGGACUUCCUCGCCCUGGACAGGCACACCCUCACCUGGACGGCCCGCGUCCCCCAGGCCCAGGAGAUCAAGCGGAGGUGGGAGGGCAAGACUCAUGCAGCCCAGCACGCCAACGCCUACCUGGAGGAGGAAUGCGUGGAGUGGCUGGGAAGGUACCUGGGCUAUGGCAAGGAGAGCCUCCUGCGGACAGAGGCCCCAAUGACAAGGGUGACAUGCAAGAAGGGCCACGAUGGCCAGGAGACCCUCUUCUGCCAGCUCUACGGCUUCUACCCCAAGGAGAUUGAGGUCACCUGGAUGAAGGACGGGGAGGACCGGAGGCCGGAGACCCUGACGGGGGGUGUCGUCCCCAACUUGGACGGGACCUACCACACCUGGCUCAGCAUCGAGGUGGACCCCAAGGAGAGGGACCGCUACCGGUGCCGGGUGGGGCACGACAGCCUGCCGGAGCCCCUGGACUUGGCCUGGGAGGAGCCAGGAUCCAGCUGGGGGCUCGUUGUGGGAGUCCUUGUCGGGGUCACCCUCGCUGCCCUUGCGCUGGGGGCUGGAGUCGCCCUCUACCGGAAAAGACGUAGUCGGCCGGAGGGUGGUUACAAUGGAACACCAGUUCCUCUAACUGAAAUAUGA
Heteronotia binoei (common prickly gecko) is the source of this 1074-nucleotide messenger RNA. Its product is annotated as class I histocompatibility antigen, F10 alpha chain-like. The transcript has 7 exons. The coding region runs from base 1 to 1074 and encodes 357 amino acids. The record is from RefSeq and is a predicted model, not a curated record. NCBI's taxonomy places the organism in Eukaryota, Metazoa, Chordata, Lepidosauria, Squamata, Gekkonidae. Gene Ontology annotation, biological process: immune response. Gene Ontology annotation, cellular component: external side of plasma membrane.